AUCUACUAACAAAGGUUAUGUGGUACCUGAACAUGAUCAUGGCAGAAUCACCGGGCCUCGUCACCAUCUGUCUUUUAGGAUAUCUUCUCAGUGCUGAAUGUACAGUUUUUCUUGACCGUGAAAAUGCCACCAAAAUUCUCCAUCGGCCAAAGAGGUACAAUUCAGGCAAACUGGAAGAGUUUAUUCCAGGGAACCUUGAGAGAGAAUGUAAAGAAGAAAAAUGUAGUUUUGAAGAAGCACGAGAAGUUUUCGAAAACACUGAGAAAACUACUGAAUUUUGGAAGCAAUAUGUUGAUGGAGAUCAGUGUGAGUCCAAUCCAUGUUUAAAUGGCGGCAUGUGCAAGGAUGACAUUAAUUCCUAUGAAUGUUGGUGUCAAGCUGGAUAUGAAGGAAAGAACUGUGAAUUAGAUGCAACAUGCAGCAUUAAGAAUGGCAGAUGCAAGCAGUUUUGUAAAAGGGACACAGACAACAAGGUGGUUUGUUCCUGUACUGCUGGAUACCAACUUGCAGAAGACCAAAAGUCCUGCGAACCAGCAGUGCCAUUUCCCUGUGGACGAGUCUCUGUCUCACAUACUUCUAAGAAGCUCACCCGUGCUGAGACUAUUUUUUCCAAUAUGAACUAUGAAAAUUCUUCUGAAGCUGAAAUAAUUUGGGAUAAUGUCACUCAAGGCAACCAAUCAUUCGAUGACUUCAAUCGUGUGGUUGGUGGAGAAGAUGCUGCAAGAGGUCAAUUCCCUUGGCAGGUCCUUUUGCAUGGUGAAAUUGCUGCGUUCUGUGGAGGUUCCAUUGUUAAUGAAAAAUGGGUUGUAACUGCUGCCCACUGCAUCAAGCCUGGUGUUAAAAUUACUGUUGUUGCAGGUGAACAUAACACCGAGGAGCCAGAACCUACAGAGCAAAAGCGAAAUGUGAUCCGUGCUAUUCCUUACCACGGCUACAACGCAUCUAUUAAUAAGUACAGCCACGACAUUGCCCUCCUGGAGCUGGAUGAACCCUUCAAGCUAAAUAGCUAUGUAACCCCUAUUUGCAUUGCUGACAGGGAAUACACGAACAUCUUCCUCAAAUUUGGUUACGGUUAUGUGAGUGGCUGGGGCAAAGUCUUCAACAGAGGGAGGUCAGCCUCAAUUCUUCAGUACCUGAAAGUUCCACUUGUUGACCGAGCCACGUGUCUUCGAUCCACGAAGUUCACCAUCUACAGCCACAUGUUCUGUGCCGGCUACCAUGAGGGAGGUAAAGAUUCCUGCCAAGGAGACAGCGGGGGACCCCAUGUCACCGAAGUGGAAGGCACCAGUUUCUUAACUGGAAUUAUUAGCUGGGGUGAAGAGUGUGCAAUGAAAGGGAAAUACGGCAUAUAUACCAAGGUGUCCCGGUAUGUCAACUGGAUUAAGGAAAAAACAAAGCUCACGUAAAGGAAAAUGUAUUUCCAAGGCUGACAUAUUUGGAAUUGAACAUGGACAAGGUCCUUUACUAACUAAUCACUUUCCCAUCUCUUUAGAUUUGAGUGUAUACCUUCUAUGAAUAUUCCUUUUUCUCUUUAUGGGGAGAAGUCUAGCUAGACUUCAUAUUUUACUAGAAUAAGUAGAUAAGAAAAUGUAAUCACUGGAGAAACAUAUUGUGGUGGGAAAUUGUGGCCAUUCCUUCAGGUCCAGCCCUUGACCAAAUUGUGAAGUUAAGUUCUUAAUCUUGCCCGUCAGGCAUUGUAGUUCUCCACUGGGGCAACUCACUGCUCCUCUGUCCUUAGCAGCAAUCCACAUGCCAGAUCUUUCUUACAUCCCCCACCAAGUUAAAAUUUAUUGGAUCCGUAUCCAGGAUAUUUGGUCUAGUCCAUCAAAAGGCCAGCCCCACAUUCAUCCAGGAAGAACAUAGGAGCAGCUGAGAGAUUAAAAGUCAUGGGAAACACUACUUCUUUUUCAGUACCCUUAUUCCUGCAUCCUUUAUCCUUUCCACCUCCUAAUCCCCAAAUCACUUUCUCUCUUUCUCUCCCCUUUUCCCUACAUAGGCAUUAAAGGAGGGGAAGGAGGCAUUGUACUGUUUUACUGCUGUGCACCUAUCAACCCCAGACUUGCUCUCAGUUUGGUCUUGAGCCUCCUUUUCAUCACACAGAAAUAAGUAAGGUGCCUGAUCUUGGAGGAAAAGUUCCUCUCAGACAGUCACAUUAUUAAAAUCAUACAUAAUGGAAGGAAUGACCCAUCAGAAUAGUUUCCUAUAGACUUGUAAUUGUGUUGUUAUGGAGGUUUGACUAGACAUGGUUCCAUGAAGGCAAACGGCCAUGUCAUUAUAACCAAGAAAACUGACAUAUAGCAAGGUGAGCUGACACUUGUCAGAACAGUUUGCAAGUAGAGCAAAUAGUGUCUUCAAGAAAACUCAUUGGUGUGUCUCCAGUGUUGUUCAGGGCUAAGGAAGAAAUUGCUCAGACCAGAAAACACGAGCAUCAUGCCUCCUCAAUUGGCAUAUCACCACAGUGGAGAGGGCUGCACCAGGCUUACAGACAUGUAUCGUUCCCAUGAGCCAGCGAACUCCCUUUUGCUGGUUCCAUGCUCACCAGGCCACUUUUUAAAAUUAUAAUUAGGCCUUCUAUAUUAUAUUCUCUAGAGGGUUAUUGACCAGCCAACAUAUCAAUCAAUCACAUCAAUAUUUUGAUCUAUUAGACUAUUUCCCUUUGUGAAUUAAACUGAUGUUCUGAUUCACACCUUGGCUUUUCAUUAAUUUGGUUGAUGUGAAUAAUUUACCCUGCAUGUGAUUACAUGUGGAACUACUGACAACACCAUGUUUUGGACCACUUUGACCCAACCACGUUGCUGCUGCCCCUGCCCUCAUCUUACUCCCAUCCAGGCCUCACACUUGCUGAUUUCUUUCAACUUACUCUCAUUAAUCCCUUUUUUCCUUGAGUUUUUCAAAUACAAGUAUCAAUAAAUGUAGUUUUCAAUUCCUCAAAAA
This is a messenger RNA of Odocoileus virginianus texanus, 2934 nucleotides long. RefSeq names its product coagulation factor IX (gene F9). Gene Ontology annotation, cellular component: extracellular region. Gene Ontology annotation, molecular function: calcium ion binding; serine-type endopeptidase activity. The record is from RefSeq and is a predicted model, not a curated record. Gene Ontology annotation, biological process: blood coagulation; zymogen activation. Lineage: Eukaryota; Metazoa; Chordata; Mammalia; Artiodactyla; Cervidae.